Molecule: messenger RNA, 715 nt
Organism: Gallus gallus (chicken)
Lineage: Eukaryota; Metazoa; Chordata; Aves; Galliformes; Phasianidae
Product: olfactory receptor 14A16-like
Exons: 1
Coding region: 17-715 (232 amino acids)
Biological process (GO): G protein-coupled receptor signaling pathway
Cellular component (GO): membrane
Molecular function (GO): olfactory receptor activity; G protein-coupled receptor activity
Source: RefSeq, a predicted model, not a curated record
CACUCUCCCCAAAGCCAUGGCCAAUGCCCUCUGGCACACCAGGGACAUCUCCUACGCAGGAUGUGCUGCACAGGUCUUUUUCUUUCUCUUCUUCCUCGCAGCAGAAUAUUCCAUUCUCAUCAUCAUGUCCUAUGACCGCUACAUUGCCAUCUGCAAGCCCCUGCACUACGGGACCUUGCUGGGCAGCAGAGCUUGUGCCACCAUGGCAGCAGCUGCCUGGGCCACCGGGUUCCUUAGUUCCCUGCUGCACACGGCCACUACAUUUUCCAUGUGUCUCUGCCAAGGCAAUGCUGUGGAUCAGUUCUUCUGUGAAAUCCCCCAGAUCCUUAAGCUCUCCUGCUCAAAAUCCUAUCUCAGGGAAUUUGGGCUUACUGUGAUCAAUGCCCUUUUGUUCUUUGGGUGUUUUGUCUUCAUUCUUUUCUCCUAUGUGCAGAUCUUCAGGGCUGUGCUGCGGAUACCCUCUGAGCAGGGACGGCACAAAGCCUUCUCCACGUGCCUCCCUCACCUGGCUGUGGUCUCCCUCUUUCUCAGCACUGUCACAUUUGCCAAUCUGAAGCCCCCAUCACUUUCCUCCCCAUCCCUGGACCUGGUGGUGGCAGUGUUAUACACGGUGGUACCUCCUGUCAUGAACCCCAUCAUCUACAGCAUGAGGAACCAGGAGAUCAAGCAAGCUCUCAGGACACUGUUUGGAGAUACAUUGCUUCGGCACCAGUAA